Megalobrama amblycephala (Wuchang bream) is the source of this 675-nucleotide messenger RNA. RefSeq names its product ribosomal protein L21 (gene rpl21). Gene Ontology annotation, cellular component: ribosome; cytosolic large ribosomal subunit. The coding region runs from base 155 to 637 and encodes 160 amino acids. Gene Ontology annotation, biological process: translation. Gene Ontology annotation, molecular function: structural constituent of ribosome. The record is from RefSeq and is a predicted model, not a curated record. NCBI's taxonomy places the organism in Eukaryota, Metazoa, Chordata, Actinopteri, Cypriniformes, Xenocyprididae. The transcript is spliced from 6 exons.
UGACAUCACUGCCCAUGGAGCAACAGCUCUGAUACUUUUACUCAGGCAAAUGAGUAGUCUUCCUAUUCGUGCUUUGAAGGAAGAACCACAGGACCCCUUCAUUCUCUUUCCGCCGUACCCGCCAUCUUGCGAGCAACCGGGGUAAUCAGGCAUCAUGACAAACACCAGAGGCAAGAGGAGGGGGACCAGGUAUAUGUUUGCCAGGCCCUUCCGCAAGCAUGGUCCAAUCCCUCUGUCCACCUACAUGCGCAUCUACAAAAAGGGUGAUAUUGUAGACAUCAAGGGCACAGGAACCAUCCAGAAGGGCAUGCCUCAUAAAUGCUACCAUGGAAAAACAGGACGUGUUUAUAAUGUUACACAGCAUGCUGUAGGCAUCAUUGUCAACAAGCAAGUCAAGGGCAAGAUCCUGGCUAAGAGAAUUAAUGUGCGCAUCGAGCACAUUAAGCACUCAAAGAGCAGAGACAGCUUCCUGCAGCGCGUUAAGGAGAACGAGAAGAAGAAAUUGGAGGCCAAGAAGCAGGGCACCUGGAUUGAGCUUAAACGCCAGCCUGCUGCUCCACGGCCAGCACACUUUGUCAGCACCAAGAACAACGAGCCUCAGGUCCUAGAGCCCAUCCCCUACGAGUUCAUGGCAUAAGUCUGCUGACCAAAAUAAAGACCUUUGUACCACAUAAA